Cebus imitator (Panamanian white-faced capuchin) is the source of this 2488-nucleotide messenger RNA. It is a transcript of the gene CABYR, whose product is annotated as calcium binding tyrosine phosphorylation regulated. The record is from RefSeq and is a predicted model, not a curated record. NCBI's taxonomy places the organism in Eukaryota, Metazoa, Chordata, Mammalia, Primates, Cebidae. Gene Ontology annotation, molecular function: calcium ion binding. The transcript is spliced from 5 exons. Gene Ontology annotation, biological process: sperm capacitation. Bases 80 to 1462 code for a protein of 460 amino acids. Gene Ontology annotation, cellular component: sperm fibrous sheath; cytoplasm.
CGCUUUGAGCUACUCCUGGCCGUUUGUUUGGAAAUAAAUUCACCUGAAUUCCUUCAGAUUUAGCCAGAAAAGACGAAAUAUGCCUCCCUCGCCGGCCACAUUACGGCCUUCCUCGCUCUCAGCUUCUCAUCGACUGCAGCCGCUGUGGCCCCGCCCCCUUGCGUGCGUGCGGGGCUUUGUGACGCACGCCCUGGCGCGCCUCCGGGGCUAUAAAAAGGCCCGCAAGGAUCAGGCCUCCUCAGGAGCCGCCCGCAAGCGGGUAACGAGGAAGCUCUUAAGAACGCAGCCGUCAAGAAGACAUCCUGCCAAAAUGAUUUCUUCAACGUCCAGAUUUGGCAUACCCUAUGGCCUCAAGACUCUACUCGAAGGAAUUAGCAGAGCCACUAUCAAAAGCAACCCAUCAAACAUCAACCAGUUUGCAGUAGUUUAUUUUAAAGAACUUACUAUGUAUAGAGAAGGGAAUACUUCUCUGGAUAUAAAGGAUCUGGUUAAACAAUUUCAUCAGACUAAAGUACAGAAGUGGUCAGAAGGAUCAACACGACCGAAGAAAGUAGAAUGUUUAAAAGAACCGGAAAAAACAUCUGUAGAAUCUAAAGUACCUACACGGAUGGAAAAAUCUACAGACACAGAGGAGGACAAUGUAACCGGAACAGGAUAUAAUGACAAAACCACCCAGUUUCCAUCAUCAACUUCUGCUGAGCUAGGUGCUGAGCAAACUGAAGCAGCUCAUGAUUCUUCUCCCAAAGCAGCUACCCCUAAGACUACCAGCCCACCCACCUCACCGCCUCCAACAGCUGUCUCACCAGAGUUUGCCUAUGUCCCAGCUGACCCAGCUCAGUUUGCUGCUCAGAUGUUAGCAAUGGCAGCAAGCGAACCAGAACAGCCACCACCAUAUUCCAACAUGUGGACCCUUUAUUGUCUAACUGAUAAGAAUCAACAAAGUCACUCAUCACCGCCACCUGCACCUGGGCCUUUCCCCCAAGCAACCCUCUACAUAUCUAAUCCUAAGGAUCCGCAGUUUCUGCAGCAUCCACCAACAGUCACUUCUCCAAUUUAUGUGAUGGACGACACAAAGAAGAUCAGUGCCCCACCUUUUAUCUUAGUAGGCUCAAAUGUUCAGAAAGCACAGGAAUGGGAACCUCUUCCUGGUCAUGCUGUUGUUUCGCGGUCAGGUGUCUUGAAGAGAUAUGCUGCAGUGCAAGUGCCCAUUGCUGUUUCUGCAGAUGGGAAAUUCCAGAAACAUACUCUAAGUCCCCACAAUGCUAAUCCUCCAAGUGGACAAGAUGUCCCCAAGCCAAAAAGCCCUGUUUUUCUUUCUGUUGCUUUCCCAGUAGAAGAUGUAGCUAAAAAAAGUUCAGGAUCUGGUGACAAAUGUGCUCCCUUUGGAAGUUACGGUAUUGCUGGGGAGAUAACUGUGGCUACUGCUCACAAAGUUCGCAAAGCAGACAGUGAAAACUGGUAGGUACACUUUCCUACCGUAACAUCUAGGUAGGAAAAAAAAACAUGUUUUGACCUGGAGAUUUAGAUAGCUAAAAACAAUUUAAGAUAAUAUGUAAUAAAUUGGGGUAUACUCUUAAUUUCCUGGGGUUACUGUCUAACUAACUUCCUAACCACCAGUUACUAAUAAAUGCACAGCAGAUGCACAGUACCACAAUGACUUGCACCAAGGAUUUGAUGCCCAUUAAACUAAUGAACUCAGUCGCCUUUGAAUACCUAGUCCAUUGUCUAACACAGUGGUAGAUGCGAAAAGGGGAUGGAUUUUUAAAACAGGAUGAUUUAGUUGGCAUGUUUAGGGGGGAGCUGGAAAAAACUGAAGAGCAAGGUAGGUAAGAGAGAAGUCUUGAUUGAUUAUGUAACAGAGCACUUAAUUCAUGUGGUAAGAGACAGUAGAUGGACAGGUGAGAAGCAGAGUAAAGAGCUAAGUAACAGCUGAGAUUAACUGUGGAUGAGACUGCUUGAUCACUCACAAGUCAUUUUUAAGUUUUUCAUUUAUACUUAAUGCCAAGUCCUAUGCUAGCUCUCCUCCCCUAUGUGUGGACAGUAGAGUAAGCAAAACAUGGAACCUACAUCUUAAUGGGGGAGACAGUCAGAAAAGUAUAUUACAACAUGUAUUAUGGAGAAAACAAGGUACUGACACAGGCCUGCCUUUAAGUGUCACUAUUAGAUAGGGUGUUCAGGCUCAGAUACAAACUGACACCCAAGCAGGAGAAGGAGCCAGCUUUGCAGGGUACGUCCAGGUUGUGUCCUAGGGCAGGAAAGAACACGGGGGUUCCAGGGACAGCAAAGCAGGCCACGGUGAGACUGGCUGGGAGGGGAUGGGGAGAUUGCAUAAGAUGAAGAUUUUGAUUGAAUGUUCAAUGGGAAGCCAGCACAAGUGUUUUAAGCAGAAGAAUGACUGAUAAAAUCAGAUUCCUGUUUUUAUUAGAUCCCUCAGAUUGCUAUGUAGAAAAAGAUUAGCUAGCAGUAAGGGGAAGGUCAACAGAGGAAG